GACUUGAUUUAGAGAUAAUAGAUAUCGAGAAUGAGAUAUCUACCCUCCAAAACCGCCUCCGACUUCUUCAACGACGGAGAGCAAAUCAUGCCUCAUAUAUAUCCUCCUUAAGACGCCUCCCACCGGAGAUAUUGGUCGAAAUAGUAUAUAUGUGCCUCUAUGGUGGUGUAAAUAUUACCACAUUAACGCAGAUAUGCGGAAAUAUUCGCGAUGCUAUAACCGGGAUGUCGUCUCUUUGGAGUCACAUCAAGUUAGUACCCCCGAAGGGUGGACAAUAUGUUUGCUGGGGUUCUACUGUUGAACCAGAUAGUGUAAUCUGGAUAUCCGGCGGAACCACGGAGCAGCUAGAAUUGAUUCUUACACGUUCAGGGUCUAAUCCAUUAGAUCUUUUCGUCCAACCUCCACUCGAUUCCGAACUCCUUGGGCCCAUUUUGUCUCGAAACAGUAGGAUUAAGUCCCUCAAGAUUGUUGAUUGGGCAAAGGCCUCUAGACAUCCUGCAGAUUACGAAUCUAUUGGAGGCCUCAAUAUGGAUCUGCUCGAGUCCCUCAUUCUAAAUGAGAGUUGGAUGCAGGUCAGCAAACUUUUACUGCCCUCUGAAGCCAUCACUCACGUUGAACAUCAAGACUUGAAAGGGCACAUUGACGCCCCAAAGAUCAGUCUUCCACAAGCAAGAUACAUUGAAAUAUCAAGCAAUCAAAAUUUAUACAAUGCUCUAGAUCUUACAGACAGUAAAGCGCACACUUUGAAGGGGGUCACCCGGAUGCGCGAUAGAUUGACCGUUAUUCCGUCGUCUUUUCCUAAUCAGUUGACAAGAUUGUUCUUAGUUAGCGUUUAUCUGGGCCCUAAACCGGUACAAACUCUCCUUUUCCCUCAUUUGGUCGGCCUAAUAAUGGCGGAUGUAACUAUGCAAGGGGUACUGGGAGAGUACUUCGAGGCCCCCAGCUUGAAGGUUUUAUACCUUUCCGGAGUUGACUUUGACCCUCUCUCACUGGCAAAGUUGCGAG
Molecule: messenger RNA, 1005 nt
Organism: Acaulospora colombiana
Lineage: Eukaryota; Fungi; Glomeromycota; Glomeromycetes; Diversisporales; Acaulosporaceae
Source: the annotation of a GenBank genome assembly